Molecule: messenger RNA, 1659 nt
Organism: Suillus discolor
Lineage: Eukaryota; Fungi; Basidiomycota; Agaricomycetes; Boletales; Suillaceae
Product: peptidase S28
Exons: 12
Coding region: 1-1659 (552 amino acids)
Biological process (GO): proteolysis
Molecular function (GO): dipeptidyl-peptidase activity; serine-type exopeptidase activity
Source: RefSeq, a predicted model, not a curated record
AUGAGGCUGGCCAUCGCUCUAUUUUCCUCAACCCUCUUGCUCACAGCUAAUGCAGCAUCUGCAAGCGGAGCAGAUUACAUUCGUGCCUAUGGUGCUCAAGGAGUCAACCUCUGGAGGCUCGCCAACCAAGGAAGACAAAAGGAUAGCCAUAUCAUCCAAAGACCAGUUCUGGUCGUCCAAGAUAACAGCAACAUCGAAGAACCCAAUGAGUUCCCGGACCAAUGGUUCACGCAACCCAUAGAUCAUUUUGCAAACUCGUCAGACACGUUCAAGCAGCGGUACUGGAUCAAUACACGACAUUAUACCCCCGGUUCUAAUGGCCCAGUGAUCGUUUUGGAUGGCGGUGAGACCAGCGGCGAGGACCGUAUUCCCUUCUUGGAUACUGGUAUCGUUGAGAUAUUAGCCAGGGCGACAGGAGGAAUCGGAAUCGUACUCGAGCACCGUUAUUAUGGAAAGUCUAUACCUGUCUCAGACUUCUCCACUGACAACCUGAGAUGGUUGAACAACGAUCAAGCUGCCGCUGACUCGGCUCGUUUUAUGGCAAAAGUGACGUUUCCUGGCAUUGAUGAGGAUCUGACAGCUCCGAAUACUCCGUGGAUAUACUAUGGCGGUUCCUAUGCCGGCGCUCGAGCAGCUCAUAUGAAAGUUCUAUAUCCCGAUCUCGUCUACGGCGCAAUUGCUUCCAGCGGCGUGACGCACGCCACACUAUCAAACUGGGAAUAUUACGAGAUCAUUCGAAACGCUGCAGACCCCACAUGCGCUAGGAAACUCGAGCACACCACCCUAGCAAUCGAUGCCCUCCUGGGCGUGCCUUUUGCGAAGCGCAUUAUCAAGUCAUUGUUUGGUCUCGAGGAUCUCGCGCACGACGAUGAUUUCGUUUCCGUUUUGGAGUCUCCUCUUGGUUAUUGGCAAGCUAAAGUCUGGGACCCUGCUGUCGGGAGCACCAAAUUUGACCAAUUCUGUACUUUCUUGGAUAAGCCUAUCCUUGGAAAUGGUAGUGUUUCGUCGUUACCCAUCGGUCAUGAAGACCGCCUCGUUCAUCUUCCUGGUGGCAUCGAGCUCGACUUCUCAAUCCUAAACUACGCCCAAUAUAUCAAAGAGAACUAUGUCUCACAAUGCAAAACGUCUGUCGAGGAUUGUUUCGGUACCUACAACGAUAGCAAUUUUCUUGCCACUGGUGUAGACCAGGAAUGGCGGUUGUGGUUAUUCCAGGUUUGCACAGAAUGGGGUUACUUCUCGACCGCCCCUCCCGACCCAGCCCACCCACGAAUCGUCUCCAAGUUAUUGACACUAGAAUACUCGUCGAAGAUCUGCAGACAGGCUUACCCAGCUGGGAAGUACUUUAUUGUACCGCCCAUGCCCAAUAUCACUGCUGUGAACGCACUGGGUGAUUUCGCGAUUUCUGCCGACAGGCUAGCCAUCAUCGAUGGCGAGGUCGACCCUUGGAGGCCUUGUACGCCCCACAGCGAUUACGCAGCUGACCGCGAGGAUACGAUUCUCCAACCUUUUAAGCUCAUUCCAAACGCUGUUCAUCAUUAUGAUGAGUACGGAUUGAAGAAUAUCAGCAAUGAGCCUGUGGAAAUUAGAAAGAUUCAUGGGGAGAUGAUUGUUUUCGUCAUGGAGUGGUUGAAGGAUUUCAAAGCACCAGGUUCGCGAUGA